Molecule: messenger RNA, 3540 nt
Organism: Parathielavia appendiculata
Lineage: Eukaryota; Fungi; Ascomycota; Sordariomycetes; Sordariales; Chaetomiaceae
Product: 3-hydroxy-3-methylglutaryl-CoA reductase
Exons: 2
Coding region: 1-3540 (1179 amino acids)
Biological process (GO): coenzyme A metabolic process; isoprenoid biosynthetic process; ergosterol biosynthetic process
Cellular component (GO): endoplasmic reticulum membrane; peroxisomal membrane
Molecular function (GO): hydroxymethylglutaryl-CoA reductase (NADPH) activity; protein binding
Source: RefSeq, a predicted model, not a curated record
AUGAUCGCCUCGAACCUCCUUCCUUCGCGCUUCCGGGGGGAACAACCGCCGUCCCAGAAUGCCGCACCAUCAUGGCUGAACAAGAAGGUCACGCCCCUCCUUCAAGUCCUUGCACGGCUCACCUCCACCCACCCCAUCCAUACCAUCGUCAUUGUCGCCUUGUUAGCCAGUUCCUCCUACAUUGGCCUCCUUGAGGAGAGUCUGUUCGAUGCCACCAGGAGCGUAAGGAAGGCGGAAUGGUCCUCCCUCGUCGAGGGCAGCCGACUGCUGCGGGCAGCCGAGGACACGGCCUGGAACUGGCAGCCCUUCGAUACCGACGCGGCGAUCCCCGCAACCGCCGACCACCUGGCCCUCCUGACUCUCGUCUUCCCCGAAUCACUGUCGACGGACCCCGCCAAGGCGCCUCCCCUGGCCAACACCGUGCCGAUUCCCCAAAACCUCUCGAUACGGCCCUUGCCCACGACUUCCAAUUCGUUCACGACCUACUCGCAGGACAGCGCCUUGGCUUUUGCCAUCCCGUUUAACCAGGCGCCCGAGUUUCUCUCGAAUGUCCAAGAGAUCCCCAACGGCAUCUCUUCGCAAGAGACCCGGGAGACCGAGCAUGGCCACGAGAAGAAGAUGUGGAUCAUGAAGGCUGCCAGGGCGCAGACUAGGAGUAGCAUCGCCAGAUGGGUCCGGAACGCGUGGGUUGAGUUCAUUGACCUCCUCAAGAACGCCGAGACGCUUGAUAUCGUCAUCAUGGCCCUUGGCUACAUCUCCAUGCACCUCACCUUCGUCUCGCUUUUCCUGUCGAUGCGUCGCAUGGGCUCCAACUUUUGGCUCGCCACCAGCGUCCUCUUCUCGUCCACUUUCGCCUUCCUUUUCGGCCUCUUCGUCACCACGAAGCUCGGUGUCCCAGUCUCCAUGGUUCUGCUUUCCGAAGGCCUUCCAUUCCUGGUUGUUACCAUUGGCUUCGAGAAAAACAUUGUUCUCACUCGUGCCGUCUUAUCCCACGCGAUUGAGCACCGCAGGCCAGAGAAUGGGCCUUCCAAGGGUUCCAAAAAAAGCAAUGUAUCCGGCAGCGUGAUCCAGUCGGCCAUCUAUGUUGCAAUCAAAGAGAAGGGUUUCGGGAUCGUCAAGGACUAUGCCAUCGAGGUUGGCGUCCUCGUUCUUGGCGCUGCCUCGGGUGUACAGGGUGGCCUCCAGCAGUUCUGCUUCCUAGCCGCUUGGAUCCUAUUCUUCGACUGCCUUUUGCUCUUCUCGUUCUAUACGGCAAUUCUCUGCAUCAAACUCGAGAUUAAUCGGAUCAAACGCCACGUCGAGAUGCGCAAGGCCCUUGAGGACGACGGGGUCAGCCGCCGAGUUGCGGAAAACGUGGCUCAGAGCAACGACUGGGCCCGGGCGGAUGGCCAGGAUCAGCCGGCAACAACCAUCUUUGGCCGUCAGAUCAAGAGCGCGCACAUCCCCAAAUUUAAGGUGCUGAUGGUCUCGGGCUUUUUCCUCAUCAAUGCGCUUAACCUCUGCAGCAUCCCCUUCCGGAGCGCCAAUUCGAUUUUGCAGAUUUCCUCCUGGGCCCGCGGUCUGGGCGGUGUAGUCACCCCACCGCCCGUCGAUCCGUUCAAGGUGGCCUCAAACGGUCUCGACAUGGUCCUCGAGGCUGCCAAGUCAACAGGCCGGGAAACGUUUGUCACAGUUCUCACCCCGAUUCGCUACGAACUCGAGUUCCCCUCGGUUCACUAUGACCUGCCACAGGACGUCGGCAACACUGACGAUGAAGGCCUCGGCGAGCUUGCCGGUUACGGCGUCGGCGGUCGCAUGGUCGGCAGCAUUCUCAAGAGUCUCGAGGAUCCUAUUUUGUCCAAGUGGAUCGUUGUCGCCCUGGCCAUGAGCGUCGCGUUGAACGGCUAUCUUUUCAACGCCGCGCGAUGGGGCAUCAAGGACCCUAACGUGCCCGACCAUCCGAUUGACCCCAAGGAGCUGGCCGAGGCCCAAAAAUUCAACGACACUGAGUCGGCCACUCUUCCGGUCGGGGGUUUCAACCGCGCCCCUCCGUCUCCGCCAUCCAUCCCACCAACUCCAGCAUUGACUGACGAUGAAACGGACGGCUCCCCAUCAGCAUCUCGCUCGGACUCAUCGAUCCCCGAUCAGCCUCUUGUCAUCCGCAGCAAGGAGGAGAUGGAGAAGAUGCUCUUAGACAAACGCGCUCACGAGCUCAACGACGAAGAGGUCAUUGAGCUCUCGAUGCGCGGCAAGAUCCCUGGAUAUGCUUUGGAAAAGACGCUCAAGGAUUUCACCCGCGCGGUCAAAGUCCGUCGGACUAUCAUCUCUCGGACCAAGGCGACCGCGGACUUGACGGGCCUCCUCGAACGGUCGAAGCUUCCGUACCAAAACUACAACUGGGCCCAAGUCCACGGAGCCUGUUGCGAAAAUGUCAUUGGAUACUUGCCGCUGCCCGUUGGUGUGGCCGGGCCGCUGGUUAUCGACGGGCAGAGUUAUUUCAUUCCCAUGGCCACAACGGAAGGUGUCCUAGUCGCCAGUACCAGCAGAGGAUGCAAAGCCAUCAAUUCUGGUGGCGGCGCCGUUACGGUUCUGACGGCUGAUGGCAUGACCCGCGGCCCGUGCGUCACGUUUGAGACUCUCGAGAGGGCUGGUGCAGCCAAGCUCUGGCUGGACUCGGAAAAGGGCCAGUCGGUGAUGAAGAAGGCCUUCAAUUCGACCAGCCGCUUCGCUCGCCUUGAGAGCAUGAAGACGGCUCUUGCGGGAACCAACCUCUACAUUCGCUUCAAGACAACAACCGGGGACGCCAUGGGCAUGAACAUGAUCUCCAAGGGCGUUGAGCACGCGCUCAGCGUCAUGAUGAGCGAGGGCUUUGAAGACAUGAACAUCGUUUCGGUGAGCGGCAACUACUGCACUGACAAGAAGCCUGCGGCCAUCAACUGGAUCGAUGGGCGUGGCAAGAGCGUGGUUGCCGAGGCAAUCAUCCCGGCCGAAGUGGUCAAGAGCGUGCUCAAGACGGACGUCGACAGCAUGGUGGAGCUGAACGUGAACAAGAAUUUGAUCGGCUCUGCCAUGGCUGGCUCGGUUGGCGGCUUCAACGCACACGCUGCCAACAUUGUGGCGGCCGUGUUCCUCGCGACGGGGCAGGAUCCGGCACAAGUGGUGGAGAGCGCCAACUGCAUCACCAUUAUGAAGAAUCUUCGCGGAUCUCUUCAAAUCUCCGUCUCGAUGCCCUCACUCGAAGUCGGCACGCUCGGCGGCGGCACCAUUCUCGACCCCCAGGCUGCCAUGCUCGAUAUGCUCGGUGUCCGUGGCCCCCACCCGACCAGCCCCGGCGAGAACGCCAGACGGUUGGCCCGCAUUAUUGCGGCCGCCGUUCUGGCCGGUGAGUUGUCGCUCUGCUCCGCCCUGGCCGCUGGCCACUUGGUCAGGGCGCACAUGGCGCACAACCGCUCUGCUCCGCCGACGAGGAGCACGACGCCGGCCCCGAUGACUUCGGGCAUGGAGCGGGCUGCGUCCACCACGGCGUUGAGUGCGGCGGCUGUUUCUCGCGCGCGGCGUUAG